This is a messenger RNA of Cotesia congregata, 3222 nucleotides long. The record is from the annotation of a GenBank genome assembly. NCBI's taxonomy places the organism in Eukaryota, Metazoa, Arthropoda, Insecta, Hymenoptera, Braconidae.
AUGUCAAUCCAUCGCGGCGGACCUCCAGGUGCCGUCGCAGUAACAUACAAUUCAAUGGCGCCAUUAUCACCAACGCGAAGGUACAGUAGCAGUAGUACCGGACCAACAACCUCCAGCGGAACAACAACCACUAAAUUCAAUAGUUGUAGAUCAUCAAAGGCACUUGAACACAUGAGUUACAGUGCGGCAGCAACAUCUACCACUUGUUUAUCUGGGGCUAGAAAAAAUUAUUAUUCCCCUGCAAGGUCAGUCUCGUCGUACAGUGAAGCCGGAUCGGUCUCAUCGGCAGCCAGCAAGUUGUCGCCAAAGUUUUCAUCUACAUCAACGUCUUCAGCAUCCUCAACAGCCUCAUCGGUCUCGUCUUCAAACAAUCGUGAUCGUUACAACAAUUUAUCAGCGUCGAAUAAUUUAACCGAUAGUGAAUUUCGAUCAAAAUACUCACCUGACAACUACAUACCGACGAUAUACCGAAGCAACGGGAGCAACAGCAGCCUCAGUAGUAACAGCAGUACGUUAAAUGGUCACUGCAAGUCAUUUCCAACAUCCUCAUCAACGAGUGGCCUAGCAGAGCUUCACGGUGGUGAUGAACGGGACUCAAUUGGUUACCGUGAGCAACGUGACCGUUCAUACUCAAACGAAACAACAAAUUCACUAAUCGGUGGGGACAGGUGGGCUGUCAAUAAUCGACACACUAAAAGAAGAAAUAAUCCAACAAACACCCUGUUGACCGGGCAUGAUCAAAUCGACAGCGCUGCGGCGCCAACCGAGGUAACGCACCAUCAGACAUCAUCAUCAUCAUCAUCUUUGGAACAAGAUCACGAUAGCAAUAUUAUUCCGGAUAUCGCGAGAAAUAAUAUCCUUCACCACGGGAAUAAUGUCAAUAAUAAAACGGCUAUUGCUGUUGUUGACAAUGACAACAACAACGCCAACAAUAACAAUGACCAUGACCGUCAACAACAAUACAGUGACGAUCAGCAUCAUCGUAGUAUUAUUAAUAAUCACAAUGACCGCGACUAUGACGAUAAUUAUUUAAACCAUCACGGUCAUCCGACGUUGGCUGGCUAUACGCAAAGAUCAUAUUCUUCAGUAACAGCAGCAACAACACCUGCUGUUACUACAACAACGACAACAAUAACAACAACAAACACUGCUACAACUCUUUUACUCUCGUCAUCUCCUUCCUCGUCAUCCUUAUCAUCAUCCACUACCUCCCAUCAAUUAACAAGCCCUGUAGACUCUCCUGCUUCCGAAUCGUACAAUUCCACGACAACUACACCGUUAGCUACGCCAAUAGCUUCAAUAGCUAGUGUUACUGAUAAUUAUACUUUUUACAAUACUUUGUCGUCGACGUCAGCCACGUCUGGUGAUGGUGGUGGUAGUGCUGCACCCGCUGAUAAUAGAGCUUGCUCGUGGACUAAAAAAACACCGCCCACUAAUCCCGAUAACAGUACGGAGCUGGUGACUAACAAUAAUGAUCAGGAAAAUUCAAAUUCCCGUAACAAUCCUGUUUUAAAAGAACCGACUACUACCGGAGCAGUCUUCACUGUUGGAGAUCCUAUGUUAGGGAGCUUGCAUUCUUCUAUACUUAGUACGCAUUUGUAUAGUGUUGAAAGUAGUAAUUCAUCAACAAAUUGGAUGUCUAAUGAUAAUAAUGAUUAUCAACAACAGCAACGCCUAACAAGUAAGAGAGAUGUCACAAAUAACUCUGAUGAUGGGUUCGAUGGAAUACGCUUGGAAUUAAAUGAAUAUACUGAUGAUUCUCCAUUAGAUAAUAAUAAAUAUUUAGAAAACGUUAAGACAAAUAGUAUAAUUGAAAAACCUCAAGAUAAUAAUCCAACCAGACCAGCGUACAGUCAAGUCGCCAGUGGCUUUUGUAAAGUACCAGUAGACCUUAAUACCAAGGUGACAUCCAGACCUCUAGGUACUCUUAACGAUGAUUCUGGGAAAGCAUCCAACUCAAAAACACCCUUUGACUGGCAAAAGGAGGAAACUCUCGCUGAUGGCGCACGGUUUAAUCCAUCAUCCUCCUCAGCAGGGAGCAGCACUUUGAAUCCACCAGUUGGUGUUCAUCAGGGCGUUUCUCGUGGAAUCAACGACCAGAUUGAGGAGAGUUCGAGCUCAAGGCCACCAAGGAGUAGUCGAAUACCAACACGACGAGACGAGAAUUAUGGCCUCAAUGGAUUGAGAAAUAUUGGAAAUACAUGUUUUAUGAAUAGCGUGAUCCAAUGUCUCAGCAACACGAAGCCAUUACUUGAGUACCUGUUAAAUGAACAGUACUUGAAUGAUAUUAAUCAAACGACAUCCAGCAUGAAAGGUGCCUUGAUAAAAGCUUUCGCUCAAGUUAUUAAUGAACUUUGGGAGAGCAGUGGUGAUCAUGUAGUUAAUACUUCAUCAUUAAAAAAUCAAAUCCAAAGAUUUGCUCCAAGAUUCAUGGGUUACGCCCAACAGGAUGCUCAAGAGUUCCUUAGAUAUCUGUUGGAAGGAUUACACGAGGAUGUCAACAGAGUUGCUGUUAAACCUCAACCUAUUCUUGCAGACAUACCUGAUCACUUUACAGAUAGCCAAAAAGCGACAGAAAGUUGGAAAAGAUACCUACGUAGCGAAGACAGUACUAUCGUCGAUGUGUUUGUAGGACAACUUCGUUCAUCUCUGCAGUGUACGUCCUGCGAUCAUAUUUCAGUUACCCUAGAUCCAUUUUGGGAUUUAAGUUUGCCAAUACCUACACGAAGUGGUACAGUUAAACUUAAUCAGUGUCUCGAGCACUUUACAAAGACAGAGAUAAUGGAUGGUGAUGAAAAACCCACGUGUUCCAAGUGCCAGAUGAGAAGAAAGUGCACUAAACGAUUUAGCAUUCAAAAGUUUCCCAAAAUCUUAGUAAUUCAUUUGAAACGAUUUUCACCAACGGAAAGAUUCCGUUCGAAAUUGAGCGUCCUGGUUGAUUUUCCACUGAUGGGGUUGGAUCUCAGUGCCUUUGCCGCAACUGGCGUUCAAGGAUGUACGUACAAUCUUUACGGAGUAGCUAAUCACUCGGGUACGCCGUACUCGGGUCAUUACACAGCCUACUGUAAGCAUCCUUACUCCGGUGAAUGGCACGAGUACAACGACAGCAGAGUGUCAUCAGUGUCAGCUAGCUCAGUAAUUUCCAGUGAGGCGUACGUUCUCUUCUACGAGCAGCAGUCACAGUCACAGCAGCAACAGCAGCCUCUUAGUCAUCAUUUGUAA